Bursaphelenchus xylophilus (pine wood nematode) is the source of this 857-nucleotide messenger RNA. Lineage: Eukaryota; Metazoa; Nematoda; Chromadorea; Rhabditida; Aphelenchoididae. The record is from the annotation of a GenBank genome assembly.
AUGCAGACCCUCAAAUGUGUUGUGGUGGGGGACGGAGCGGUCGGUAAGACCUGUCUGCUCAUUUCCUAUACCACCAACAAGUUUCCCAGCGAAUAUGUGCCAACGGUGUUCGAUAAUUAUGCGGUAAGUUUGUUUUGUUUCUUUGUUUCGGCUUUUAGGUGAUGAAGAGAAAGGAAUUAACCUUCACUUGUUUUAGGUGACGGUAAUGAUUGGAGGGGAGCCAUAUACUCUUGGGCUGUUUGAUACGGCUGGACAGGAAGAUUACGACCGCCUUCGACCUCUUUCAUAUCCACAGACAGACGUAUUCCUCGUCUGUUUUUCGGUGGUAGCACCCGCAUCGUUUGAGAAUGUCAAAGAGAAGGUCAGUAGUUUUCUUUGGCUGUUUUCUCGUUUUUAGAGCAUAAAUGUAACACGAAAUAUGGUUAAUUUGUCAACUACUCUUUUCUUGAUGAUUACUUAUCUAUUUUUCUUCGUUUUAAUUAGAUUUUUUAGUGGGUACCCGAAAUUGCACAUCACUGCGCGAAGACGCCCUUCCUUCUAGUUGGGACACAAGUGGAUUUACGGGACGAUAUCUCCAUCAUGGAGAAACUGGCCAAGAACAAACAACGACCGAUCACAACAGAGAUGGGAGAGAAGUUGGCGAAGGAAUUGAAGGCCGUGAAAUAUGUUGAGUGCUCGGCUUUAACACAGGUAAAAUACAGUAACCCGCGACCUUCUUGUCUUUCGAAUAAGAUUCUCCGAUUUGAUAUCAUGCAUGACGAUUUCAGAAAGGUCUCAAAAAUGUAUUCGACGAAGCCAUCCUGGCCGCAUUGGAGCCGCCACCACCGGAGAAGAAACGUCGCUGUAACCUGUUAUAG